This is a messenger RNA of Platichthys flesus (European flounder), 7034 nucleotides long. RefSeq names its product CUE domain containing 1b (gene cuedc1b). Gene Ontology annotation, molecular function: ubiquitin binding. The coding region runs from base 416 to 1612 and encodes 398 amino acids. NCBI's taxonomy places the organism in Eukaryota, Metazoa, Chordata, Actinopteri, Pleuronectiformes, Pleuronectidae. The transcript has 11 exons. The record is from RefSeq and is a predicted model, not a curated record.
ACCACCGCCGCUCAGACGCAUCGCUUCCAGGCGCCGAACCGGGUCGGACCUUUUGAUAUAUUAAACAUCCCGGCGUAGUCCAGCGCUUCACUUUGCAAAACAACAGCACGACCGAGGGGUUCCGCGGCGGGUCUGUUGUUGUCAGCGGUGGGAAGACGAGCCCGCUCGGUCACAUCCAGUGCGUGGAGGUGACCCCUGUGAUGCAGCUAUGCAUGUUCCUGGGUGGAUUUUAACUCUAACCUUUACCUGGUGACAGAACAUUGGACUUUUUCCUUUCUGUCACCACCUGACUGGUACAGUCUCUGCAGCACUGGGCGGGAAAAGCAAGUGAGACUGAAGGGGCCGUAGUUCUUGUGGUGGUGGUGACAGAAAAGUAGAGCCACCCUGUCAGCACGUUGGUGGCACGUGAGACAGGAUGACCAGCCUAUUCAGACGCAGCAGCAGCAAUGGAGGCUCCAGAAGCAACGGAAGUGGUGACGGGAGCGGCAGUGGUCAGGGUCAGCUCAACAACAGCAGAUCCAACCGGCUGGUCCGACGCUUGGAGUUCAACCAGGCCAUGGAGGACUUCAAGACCAUGUUCCCCACUAUGGACUAUGAGGUGAUUGAGUGCGUGCUGCGCUCCAACAACGGAGCUGUGGACGCCACCAUCGACCAGCUGCUCCAGAUGAGCAUUGACGGACAGGGCUCGGAUGACAGUUCGGAUUCAGAUGACAGUAUCCCACUAGAGAUUCUGGAGCGAACACUAGAACCUGACAGUUCUGAUGAGGAACCGCCUCCAGUCUACUCUCCACCGACGUAUGAUAUGCACAUUUAUGACAGGAAAUAUCCAGAGACCCCACCAACACCCCCACCCAGAUUUGAAGUCCAGCCACCUCCCGGUCACCAGCAGGUCCGAAGCUACCGGAACUGGAACCCUCCAAUGCUUGGAAACCUCCCGGAUGAUUUUCUACGUAUUUUGCCGCAGCAGUUGAACAGUAUAAAGCAGGGUUCUCAGAGCAGUGUGUCCCAGCCUUCAUCGUCAACCUCUUCAGUUUCUCCAAUAAGCCAGUGGACAGCCCAGUCCAGCUCUCGGUCCGGAGCUGCAGGGACCACUGGAGGUGCGGGAUUGACAAUGGGCGGCUCCGAACAAGACAAGAAACUGAAGCAGUACCUGGAUGACGAGCGCAUCGCCCUCUUCCUCCAGAACGAGGAGUUUAUGAAAGAGCUGCAGCGCAACCGCGAGUUCCUCAUCGCCUUAGAGAGAGAUCGCUUGAAGUAUGAAUCAAAGAAAUCAAAGUCCAGUAAUUCAUCUAGCAUGGAGAGUUCCACAGGAGAACAGCACACUGCGGCUUCAAUGGAGGCCAUCUCAGAUGACGCUCUGUUCAGAGACAAACUCAAACUCAUGGGCAAAUCAACGAGAAAGAAGCUGUUUGAAAUUGCCAGGACGUUUUCAGAGAAGACAAAGAGGAGAAAGUCAAAAAGAAGGCUCCUGAAGCACCAUUCACUGGGCACAGCCAACUCUACAGCCAAUCUCCUGGACAAUGUGGAGGGAAACCCCUGUGACGAAGAUGGUCAACGGAGGAAGGCAAACACUCAGGAAGAGACUGAACAACGUAAUGAGCCGAUAUCAUGAUCCCCCCGUGCUGCACCAUGUCAGGGUUACCAUGGAGAAAGCAACAUGACCCAUGGGUGGUGGCCUUGCAGCUCUUCCAGUCUCCACCGGCCCACCCCCACCCUCAUCCAGACCAGCCAAUACAAGGCUCAGCAAUGAGUUGAGCCCCCGCCCCUCCCUUCCCUUCCCUUCCUUUACCCAGGGAGCAGAAAUGGGCUGUUCCCAGCACUGGGCUGACUGUCUAUAAACGUCUUAUCUGUAUUAUAACACUUUGUUGAUAUAUACUUUUAAAUGUAAAGGAAAAAAGCAUUAGUCCUCACCAGUAUUUGUUAACAGCUUACUUUAGUUUCUUGAGAGGAAACACACACCUUGUGAACCUUUGUUACUUCUCCUGUUGUGUCCAGUAGCAGAAUAUAUGUCUGUGAGCAGGGUCCCUCAGUUCGGGCAUUUCAAAUCCAAAGUGUGCACAUUCCCCUUUAUAUACACUCAACCAUGUAAAGCUCUUUUUUACCAUGUUUUCUUAUCCAGAUUGUGAUAUUUUGCUGUUUCUCAACGUCAGGGGUUAUGGAACAGAAACUCUUUGCUGUAAGAACAUUGUGGCCGCUCGUGAUGUAGGUCACCCGAUCCCAGUUAAAAGAUGGUGCUCCUUUUAAAGAACGACUGGUUUGGUUUGUUUGUCAGAGUGCAGACCAGUCUAUUGUAGCAGCACGGGUGAGAGCUGUGAUGAGAUAUGUGGUGAGAACAUUAAACAUGGGUGGCAGACCUGGGUGUCACACUUUCAAAUAGCAAACGGCAUGAAACUUUAAUCCCAGCAUACAAGCUGGGGUCGUUUGAACCGAGAGAGGUAUUUUAUAUGUCAGUCAGCCCAGCUGAUGUCGUCAGAGUGGGUGUCACAUCCCUACACAACAACAACUUCAAUGACAUGAGCAUGUGUGGUUUGAUGGCAGAGAAGCAGAAGGGACAAAUUAGAAAUGUUUACCAGUGACUCCUGCUGGUUGCUUUUGGUACCAUCACCCCUACACGGCCCAUGGUGACCGCUGUCUCUUGCAGCAUAGCAGAAAGAGUGAGCCACAUAAAAAGUAUAAAAAUAAUAGAAAAAAAUAAAUAAAGUGCUCGUCAGAUCAAAUGCUGACGAGUGGCUACCAGAUGUCAACAUCUACCUCCUCCUACCCAUAAGCCCUUGCAUUUCCAGGGUCCUGCCCUGUUGGUUUGCUUAAUGUUUUCUUUCAUGCCACCUCCAGAGGAACUUUGCUGAUAAUCUAUCAAGUUUCCACAACUCUUAGGUUAAAUGUUUUUUGCAAGAAGUUGAUGAAAUCCAAGUUGUCCUUCUGAGCUCUUUGCUGUAUCUCAUGUCGUCCCUGUCCUCUCCCAGCGAGUCACGUCAGAGAAUUGUGAUGGUCACGUGUGUGUGUUUGGGAGGAUGACACUGAAGUUGGGGGAAAUGAAAACAAAAAAAAAUUGCUUUUGAGGUUUUCAUCCUCACCGUUCUGCUGUGCAUUUCCUUUGUAUGUGUAGAUGUGAAUCUAGCAUGGUUUAGAGAAGUAGUACCAGACUGAUGUAGCCUGUGUGAACAGAGGAUGUCGGGAGAGGAACACUAAGCGUAAAUGUGUGUAGUAGAAUUGCAUUGAAAAGAUUUCUUGGGAAAGUGUCUGGAUUUCAGAUGUAUACAAUUUAGAAGAAUUUACUUUCUCCCUUUUGUACAUAAAACUUUUUUUUCUCAUCACUUUUGGAUUAUUAUUCUCAGUUAUGUGAACGUUCUCUCUCCCCUUUGAUUAAAAGUAUUAACAAACUAUUUGCUGAUUCAGUGAUGAGCAAAGUUUGAAUGUUGGGCAGUGUUUUUAUGUAAGUAACCCGCCAAUGGACCAUUUCAGUGUAAAUGCAUGUAGACCAUUUACUGUAAGCUCCAUUUAUGAAUACUUUUAUAUGAGCCGUGGAUCAUGAUGAUGUGAAAAUGUGGGAACCACCGGACCAAUCACCACCGCUCGGAUAAAACACCUCCUGUGGAGAACCAAAUAGCAACUAGCUCGGUAACAUAAUGGCUCAUUUUCAGCCAAAAUGACAAAUGGAGACCAAAACUGAGCAAAAAUAUAAAAACCACAAAACUCUCAGAGUUAUGUGGGGAGGGGGUGUAUCUUGGUCUGGCUUAGGUUGUGGAAAAUGGGACACAUGGUCAGUUGUGUCGCAUUGUGUUAUCGGGUGAUCAGUCCUCAGCUUGUGUUCAAUUGUCCCUGAAAUCUGCAAAGUUCCAGAGAACAGGAGACCGCUGACAGGUGUUAUGCUUCCCAUUGAAUCCAGUAUCCGUCAUUCCACUUGAGCCAAAUCCAUUGGCUGUGAUCUGUCAGUCGCUUCUGAGGCUGACCUGAUGGUCUGUUGUGGCGCCCAGCAGUGGUUUCCCAUCUCUGUCAGAAGUCCGUUGGUAGAAGAAGCCACAAAUCCUUACUGAUUAACAGGUGUCAGUGUCGUAAGCACGACUUCAAAUGAACCCUUGUGUUGCUCUGUGGGUGCUCGAUGUGUCGCUUCUCUGUCCUCACACAUUUUUAUCAACUUCAGAAAGCAAUAUGUAGCAAUUUUACGUCUACUGCUGCCAACCAGUGGCCAGAAAGAAACAAAGUUAGCUUUAAGGAAUGGGCUGAAACAUGUUAAACCAGUUAUCUGGUCAGGGUUGACCUCUCUUAUUCAGGAAAUGGUUGUUGUUCAUAUUCUCAUUUAAUGUUUGAAGAGUGAAUUCUAAAAGCAGAAGAGAGAGACACAGUGUUGGGCUGUAGCGAGUGUGAGGGCAGCGACAUGACUGUUGUUGACCUGCUGUCCAACGCUCGCUCCUGCAGGUUGUGCUUCCAGGCCGACCCACACUGGUUCCACUUGGCAGCACCUCACGAGUAGAUUUCACAGCGUCACCGGAAGACUGGUGGUGCUGCUCCUGUGUAUGUGUUGGACAGUCGGCAGGUUGAGGUGCGGAUUAAGAGGAGAGAGAGAGAGCAGUGUUUCUGUAAGAAGUUAAUCCACAAAGCAAUCCCUCCAUCAGAAUUACCCGGACGUUGGCUUGUGAGAGUCGCCUCAUUUCUCACUGAGAUUUCAGCCCCAGCUUGUUUGAACGCUGAUGAGAUCAACUUGCAGAGUUUUCCUUUUGAAGAUCAGAGAGAAUUUUCAAUGGACAUUUAUCGGCUUUUGGGGAAUUGAACUAGCAUGACAGGCACAGUUGCUUCCAUAAGGAUUCGGGCAGUGAUAAUUUAUGAGUUUGCCUUUGUACACCACCACAGUGAAUAUGGAAUGGAGACGUGAAUGAAGUAUAUAUAUAUAUAUAUAUAUAUAUAUUUAAUUUUCAUAGGCUCAACAGAGAAAAUAACAUUACUAUAAAAUGUUAUUUUCAAUGCUUGGAUAUUGCUGUCCACACCAGUCUGAGGUCUGGAGGUCAUUGACAUUAUUAGUAUAACCAGUUAAAAUAGGUUUAAUGAGGCAACCCGACGACCACACAUGUCUUAAGAAGGCUGAGGGGGAUUGGCUGCUUUUGUUUCACACGCACUCCCUCACUGUCACUUUUGACUCCACAUGUACACAAUAUCAACCCACGCUCACAUAUCCACGGCCUGUAACACUUUGUGGAGAAGAACAGUGUCUGAGGCUCUUUUAGGAUCCACUAGUGGUCUCUGAGCUGAGCUGUUAGAGGCUAUAUUUAUCUGACUGUUGUUGUGGGGAAGCUGUUGAUGUGUUCUCCUCUCAGGGACCCCUCCCCCCCACCACAUACCGCCACCCCCACCCCCACCUGUCCAGAGUUAUUCUGCUCCACUUUGAUUAGUUUGACACACCUGACGAGCACAGAUCUGCCAUUCAGGUUAUUCAUGUGAACUUAAAGCAUCAUUUCGACUGUUUGGCCAGAGUGUAACAUAAAGGAGACCAGGAUUACUUUUUACCUAAGAUGAUGCAAAAGAGUUUGAGAAAUAAGUUCAAGUUGCUUCCUCUUCUCGUCGGUCACGUCACAUUCAGCUUUUCUGUUUUAAAGUUACUCACUAAAUGAUUAGUCUUCCGAUACACAGAGCAUGAUUUCAAAGAUGUCCACAUGUGACCGAGCACUAAAGGGAAAAUCCCCAAAGAACGACCCAACUCAAACCACGUGGUGCUUCACACUCCAACACGCUGGUAUUUGAAACUUGAACACCCUCCUUAUGAAAGAUUUUCAAAACACAACUCGUCAGAAAUGACAACUUAGUACAAAGAUAAAGAAUAUUGCUUUAUAAUUGAAUCUUAUGCUGCAAUCAUAAAAUACAUGAAUUAACUGAUGUGGGUGCCUGUCAUUUACAAUCACAGUUCAGUUUGCGUUGAAUUACUUCAAACAAGGAAGUCUUGUUUUCACCCCCUGUCUGUUUUACACAGAAGCAACUGAAUGCAUUACCACCACACUUGAUGGUAGGCUGUGGUUUGGGUCAGGGAAGAACUCACUUAGGUUUGGUUGUCACUUUGGUUGUAGAUCUGAACCAGGGGGCACAUCCAGUAUUUUUUUCUUAUAUAGUAACUUCUUUAAAAUUAACAGGUAGAACUUUUUCACAGCUAGCCCAGGGAAUAAUUCAUGGAUCUUUUAGGAUAUUUAUGGUGGAAUUUGUUUCUGCUUGAUUGAAUUUAACUGUUGGUGCAGGUAUGCGCUCUACCAAGAGUCAUCCUAGUUAACAGACUGUCUUCAAUUUAAAGACAUGAUCAGUGUGCAGCCAAAAAAAGAAAUGAGACCCGGAUCCCAGUGAAACGCCCAGUUGAUCCGGUUGUGUUAGAAGAGUCAGACUCCAUACAGCCACUGUGUGGGUGGGACUGUUAUACAUAUUAAAAAAAACAAAAGAAAAUAUCCAUCAUCAGUUAUUGCUAUGUAGGAAAAUAUAUAUAUUUUAUAUCGUAUUAAAGGUUUUUGAAAAUUUAGUUUUAGCUAAAAUCAAUUUAAUAUUUUGAUUUUGAGUUAAUUUAAUAUCUCUAAAACUUUCUGUUGAAUAAUAAAUGCUGAACAUUCUGCCACUGGUACACUCCUCAUACCAAUAACAGUUUGAGGGAAAGGGCCUGUAGAAGUCAUUUGGGUGGAUUUUCUCUUUAGUCUGAAUUCUGAUUGGCUCAGUCAGUCGAUGUUGGCUGACUUGGGUGUUGAUGCUCAUGUGUUGUACAGGUGCAGUGCUGUGUGUCAUGACUGUCAAGCCUCAUCACAGUGUGAGAAUGUGUCAUAUCAACAGAAAACACAUCACUGUGCAGACGCUGUGCUGCAGGUUUAACGUCAAACAGGUUUAUUUCUCCUCCCACUCAUGUUAUGGUUGUUAGUGGUUGUUCUGUUUUUACAUUUUGAUUUCCACAGAAGUUUUCUUACAUGAGGAUUUCUUAGUCAUUUCUUACUCGUGCUGUACCUCGUGUCUUUUCUUUAUGAAUUACUGUAUAUUUGUAAAUAUAUUAACCAUUAAAAUGUUUUCUAUAAAGCAAA